Molecule: messenger RNA, 2460 nt
Organism: Drosophila montana
Lineage: Eukaryota; Metazoa; Arthropoda; Insecta; Diptera; Drosophilidae
Exons: 3
Source: RefSeq, a predicted model, not a curated record
GCCUAGCCUAAGUGUAAGAAACAACUAUUUGACAACAGGACAAAGUAGCUGUCAACUUUGACAGCAGUGUGCGAGUUAGCAGAAUAACAAAUGCAAAGCUCUAGUCAAAUUAUUAACAAGUAGUUAUUGCCUAGCCAAACUGUAAGAAACAACUAUUUGACAACAGGACAAAGUAGCUGUCAACUUUGACAGCAGUGUGCGAGUUAGCAGAAUAACAAAUGCAAAGCUGAAGUUAAAUUAUUAACAAGUAGUUAUUGCCUAGCCUAAGUGUAAGUGAAAUGAAAAGAAAGGGAAACAGAAUAAAGUAGCUGUCAACUUUGACAACAGGAUAAAGUAGGAUAAGAAAUAUUAAACAAGUAGCUAUUAUUAUUAAGUUAGACAUGUGGCUUAACUGAAACAGAAUAAAACCUUUAUUUGACAACACAAUAAAGCAGUUGUCAACUGUGAGCGCAGUGUGGGUAAGCGAGCCUUAAUCGCCGCAGGCAUCAUUAGACGUUUGCCAACACUCAACGCGGUAAAUCGCAGAGGCCAAGCGAACUGAACCGAAUGAUUCAUGAAAGCAAUUAGCAGCCCGCGCCCAAAAAUCGCUCCCAUUUCUCUUGCAGACAGCUGAAACCGCAGCAGCAGCAGCAGCAGCAGCUGUGGCAGUGGGAGUUGCAGUUAAAGGAGGCGCGCGCCUCCAAAUGCUCAUUGAAAUUUACGAUUAUGCUGCGAAAUUAUUAAACAAUAUGACCGCAACAACAGCAACGAUCAUUAAUAAUCUGGCCAGCGGGCGGGCAGCUCCAACUCCAGCUCCAGCUCCAGCUCCAGCUUCAACUGCGGCGGAUAGUCCAAAUACCAGGACGACCACAAAUCUAACGUCCAAAUGGCUGCAGGCAACGACGGGCAACAUGAAGGCGCUGCUAAACCGCACGCUGGCCACAAUGGGCGGGCAGCACAGCGCCAGAUUGACCACCCUUCUGCUCCAUGGCGGCCUUGGCGCCGAUUUGACAGCCGGACAGCGCAUUAGGCAUUCGCCCAACAAUGCCAAUGCCAAUGGCAAUGGCAAUGCCAAUGCCAAUGCCAGCAUCAUUGGCAUUAACGGCAGCGAAACGGAUAUGUACAAUACAUUUGGCGAGACGCCCGGCUUCAUUGAGUCGUCAACAACGGCGGCCAGCACGGUGCUGAGCAGCGCCAUCAGCAAUCUGCCGGAGGCAACGGGGCCGGCCGUCACCUUUCCAGCCCAGACGAUGGCCACCUUCAUUGCGGCCGGCAACAAGAAUCGGGCCGCAACCAUUUAUAUUUAUCCAACGGUUUCACCCGAAUCGAUUGUCAUUCCGAUCGUUUCGUGCAUCUUCGGAUUUCCCAUACUGGCGCUGAUUGUCAUCUGCUGCCUGAGGCGGCGCGCCAAGCUGGCGAGGGAGCGGGACAGGCGACGCAACUAUGAUAUGCAGGACCAUGCUGUCAGCCUGGUCAGAUUUAGUCCAAUUCAUAGGCUUAAUUACCGAUCGUCGCGAGCUAUCAGUCUACGUCCUGAACGAAGCCUAAGCCAGGGCUUCACCUCGCUGGAGCUGGACACGGUGCUGGAGGAGCGCUGCAGCGACGUGGAACAGACGCAGACCGAAAUACUCAAUCCCGAAUCGCCCAUGGACGCCAACUCCUACAAGAUGUCCUUCUCCUCGAGCUAACAGUUAGCAGCACAACAGCAGCAGCCGAAGACGACGACGUCGACCUUUUCGACGUUGUCGACAGCGCAGCCGCAGACAGCUGCGCUGGCCAUGCAACUGCUGCAGCCGCGCACGCCGUCGACGGCGACGCUGACGCCGCCGCUGCGCAAAGCGGGCAGCCUGCGCGAAUCGCACGAUGCCGCGGCGCUGGCCAAACGGCGCAGUCGCCUGCAGGAGCUGCGCGCCGCCAGCAGCAGCCCGGCCAGCGAAGCAGCGCUCGCGUUUAGCGUCGGCAAGCGCGGCUCCAAACGGGAGCGUCGCCUUGGCGCCGGCAGCAGCAGUGGCAGCGCCAGUUCAGCAGCUGCAGCCAUGCGCAAAUCGCAGUCGCUCGACGCAGCCGAGAGCUACUCGCUGGCCAGCAUACAGUCGCCCUUGUGGGUGACGCUCACCAAUGCGCGCACGAUCGAGGAACUGGCGCAGCAGAAGCUCUAAAAGAUGAACGACACUCAAGAAGAAAUGAAGAAAAACAUACACACACACGCACAUACAUACACAUACCCACCAACCGCCGAGGCUAGUGUUGUUGCCGCUGUUAAAUGUUAAUGUGGAGUUAUUAACCCUCACCCUGCACCCCUGGCGCAUCUUGAAACGAAAUCCAACGGUUUUUCUUACAGCCCAAAUCCACCUUGUAAAUGUGUAAGCAACAAUGUAAACAACAAAUAUUAAAGUAUUAACAAUUUACAACAUUAGCAAAUGCAUAAAUUUAAACUAAUGACCAAAAAUUAGUCCACAAUAAAACUGAAAGUAAAGCAAA